AUUUCACGUGUUUUUCCGCGCGAAAGAUGAGCAAGAAAAAGCUCGAUAGCUUUCAGUUGUGUGAAUUAUGUGGAAGACUGGUGUAUUCUCGUCAAUUAGCUGAUCACAGGGCGGUAUGUGGAGCAGAUUCGUCCAGCGAAGAUCAUAAGAGCGCGUUCAUACAAGAUGGUGUCCUGCACGCUCUCGUUGUGGAGAGGAACAACAAAAUGAUUUCAGAUAGUAAGCUGCCACUGCCAUUUCGAAAGAAUGUGAUUUUGCUGAACUGUAACACAAUGAGGGAGUGCAACCUGCCCAUUGGAAAAAGAGUUGUGUUGAGGUCAGACCAAAAAAACUUAGAGAUUGUCUGUAUGGCAUGGCCUUCAUCAGGAGUCUCCCCAGAGUGUGUGGCAUUAUCACAACUGUCUCUUGAGAAUCUGCAGGUUUCAGGAGGUGAAUUCGUCAGCAUUAGAGCACUGAAAAAGCUGUGGUUACAUGCUGCAAGGGUGGAACUUGAGUUGUGUGAUGCAGUGGAGUUUGAAGUGAAUCAACUGUUUACUGAUUAUUGUCUUCAAGAUUUACGGAAUCAAUAUGUCUGUCCUGGACACAAAUUAGAAGUCACAUUCUAUGGCAGAGCCCGGCAGCUAACGGUUAUAGGAUUAACUGGAUCCUGUACACUUGAUACAAACUCAAUUUCUCCAGCUGAAUUUAAGCCCCAGCAAAUAUUUUCUAACACUUCAACUUCAAAGCUUACAGACAAACUGGAGAGGCUCAGCCUUAAUAGGGGAACAAGAAUGGAUGCAAAAGCUGCUAUGUCGUGUGAUGUUGAAGAUUUGACAAUUCAGAGGAAUUUGUCAUCUAAUUAUCAGAAACAAAACUACACUGAGGACGAAUUAGUUGAUGUGGAAUCAAAAGAAAAAAGUGAAGGAUCUGUGCAACAAUCGUAUCAUGCAAAGGCGAAGAUUGAGCACGGAUGUGGAAACACUUUGCGGUCAGAUGUCCAGCCAAACCAACUUGAUAGUCAGUCAGUAUUUUAUUAUAUUUCACCAGAAGAAACACAUCUGACAAUUCACGCUCGCGGAGUGCGUCAAAGUGAGCAAAGCGUGCCAAAAAAUAGAGUAACUUUUAAAUCUAUCGGAGGACUUCAUAAGCAAGUUUCGCUGGUGCGUGAAAUGAUCGAACUUCCUCUUAAACAUCCAGAAAUGUUUACAAAUUACGGUAUUGCACCCCCGCGCGGUGUCUUGCUCCACGGUCCGUCUGGAACAGGGAAAACCCUCAUUGCACAAGCAGUGGCCGCGGAGUCUGGUGCCCACUUUAUCUGCCUUAAUGGCCCGGAUGUUCUGAGUAGAUAUUACGGUGAAACAGAGGCACGUUUGAGGGACAUAUUCCGCGAGGCUCGCGAGAGGGCUCCUGCUAUCGUAUUCAUAGAUGAGCUGGAUGCUUUGUGUCCCAAAAGAGAUAAGGUACAAAAUGAGUUUGAGAAGAGAGUAGUGGCUACUCUGCUCACUCUGAUGGAUGGAGCAGACACAGCGAAUUUUUCAUCGAGUCACGUGAUCUUUUUGGCGGCCACUAACCGUCCAGACGCCAUAGACCCAGCCCUUCGCCGACCGGGUAGACUGGAUCGAGAAAUUGAGAUUGGAAUACCAAAUGCUAACGACCGUGAAGAUAUUCUGCGGACUCUUCUGCUCAAUGUGCCACAUGGCUGCACGGAAGAUGAUUUGAGAAGUUUCGCAGAGUUGGCUCAUGGCUAUGUAGGAGCAGAUCUUACCGCUGUGUGUAAAGAAGCAGGGCUCAUGUCAUUCAAACGUUGUUUAGCGGAACAAAACGGACUUUCCACCGAUGACGUCGGGGUCCAGGAGGAAUACUUAAAAGAGCGCCUUUUGGUCACCAGAGAGGACAUCAUGGCGGCGUUCCGACAGGUCCGCCCCAGUGCUAUGCGCGAAGUGUCUAUUGAUGUACCUAAGGUUCGUUGGGAGGAUAUCGGGGGAAAUGCAGUCAUCAAACAGAAGCUAAAACAAGCUGUGGAAUGGCCACUAAAACAUCCAGAGGCGUUUCAACGAUUGGGUAUUCGCCCUCCCAAGGGGAUUCUGAUGUACGGUCCCCCGGGAUGCAGCAAGACGCUUGUGGCGAGAGCACUGGCCACAGAAAGUGGGCUCAACUUCUUGGCAGUGAAAGGGCCUGAACUGUUCAGUAAGUGGGUUGGAGAAUCUGAGAAAGCAGUAAGGCAGGUUUUCCAAAAAGCACGUGCUGCCGCACCAUCCAUCGUUUUCUUCGACGAAAUCGACGCCCUCGCGGCGCGCCGUGGGAGUGGUGGAGAUGACGGUGGGUCAAGUGUAUCCGACCGCGUUCUCACUCAACUCUUGACUGAGCUGGAUGGCGUGGAAACACUUAAAGACGUUGUCAUGGUUGCGGCCACGAACCGUCCUGAUAUGAUUGACAAGGCACUGCUCCGCCCUGGAAGAAUUGAUCGGAUUGUGUAUGUGCCACUUCCGGACAAAAACGCGAGGGAGGAGAUCUUUAAAAUCCACCUCAUUGAUACUCCCCUGGGAGAUGACGUCGUAAUGGGAGAUCUUGCUGAAAAGACCGAGAUGUUCUCGGGAGCUGAAAUAACAGCGUUGUGCCGUGAGGCCGCUCUGAUGGCCCUUCAAGAGGACAUUGAGUCAAAUGAAGUGCUUAGGAGACAUUUCGAUGAAGCUUUUAUGGCGGUGAAGCCAAGAACUUCUAGGGAGUUGAUAGAAAUGUACAGAAAAUACCAGAAUGAAAGUGGUGUGCAUUCUAUUUAGUAGGCUAAGAUUUUGACAUGUCUUCUGAACGUAAAAUGCCAAUUUAGACCUCUGGAAGGCUGUCUUGAAAACAAUAAAUCAGCAGUUGUUCAA
Molecule: messenger RNA, 2852 nt
Organism: Pocillopora verrucosa
Lineage: Eukaryota; Metazoa; Cnidaria; Anthozoa; Scleractinia; Pocilloporidae
Product: ATPase family gene 2 protein homolog A
Cellular component (GO): cytoplasm
Molecular function (GO): ATP hydrolysis activity; ATP binding
Source: RefSeq, a predicted model, not a curated record